Messenger RNA from Rubroshorea leprosula, 3763 nucleotides. The record is from the annotation of a GenBank genome assembly. Lineage: Eukaryota; Viridiplantae; Streptophyta; Magnoliopsida; Malvales; Dipterocarpaceae.
UGCCCACUUCCAAGCCAAAUCCUCGCACUCCCUUUAUCCAAUAUUUUCCAUCUUCUGCAAACCGUACCCAAAACCCUAAUCCCCUCAGUAACUGGAUGGGCGAUCCGUUGGAAAGACUAGGAUCAGAGACCGCCAUGGGCCUUGAAUCCACCAUGAAGGAAGAACUCUGUAUGGAGAUCGAUCCUCCCUUCCGUGAAAACGUUGCUACUGCCGAAGACUGGCGGAAAGCCCUCAACAAAGUCGUUCCUGCUGUCGUCGUCCUCCGCACCACUGCUUGCCGUGCCUUCGAUACCGAGCCUGCCGGCGCCAGCUAUGCCACCGGAUUCGUUGUUGACAAGCGCCGCGGCAUUGUCCUCACCAAUCGGCAUGUCGUCAAGCCAGGACCUGUUGUCGCUGAAGCUAUGUUUGUAAAUCGUGAAGAAAUUACAGUACAUCCUAUAUACAGAGAUCCAGUCCAUGAUUUUGGCUUCUUUCGUUUUAAUCCUGACGCAAUACAGUUUCUAAACUAUGAGGAGAUUCCGCUUGCCCCUGAGGCUGCUUGUGUUGGACUGGAAAUCAGGGUUGUUGGUAAUGAUAGUGGGGAGAAGGUUUCAAUAUUGGCAGGUACUCUUGCUCGUUUGGAUAGAGAUGCUCCUCAUUAUAAAAAGGAUGGUUAUAAGGACUUCAACACAUUCUACAUGCAAGCAGCAUCUGGAACCAAAGGUGGUUCAAGUGGCUCACCAGUGAUUGAUUGGCAAGGCAGGGCAGUGGCUUUGAAUGCUGGUAGCAAGACAACUAGUGCAUCGGCAUUUUUCUUGCCUCUUGAGAGGGUAGUAAGGGCAUUGAAAUUUCUGCAGAAUGGAAGAGAUUCUUACUUAAGUAAAUGGGAAGCAGUUGCCAUACCUCGUGGUACGCUUCAGGUGACAUUUCUCCACAAAGGGUUUGAUGAGAUACGUCGGCUUGGUCUUCGAAGUGAAACAGAGCAGAUAGCACGGCAUGCAUCUAUACUAGGUGAAACUGGAAUGCUUGUGGUUGACUCUGUGGUACCAGGUGGUCCAGCUCAUAGCCACUUGGAGCCAGGUGAUGUUCUAGUUCGUGUGAAUGGGGAGGUAAUUACUCAAUUUCUAAGAUUAGAAACCUUACUUGAUGAAAGUGUUGACCAGCAGAUUGAGUUACAGACUGAAAGAGGUGGUGUACAACUGAACAUAAACUUAGUGGUUCAAGAUCUGCACUCAAUAACUCCUGAUUACUUCUUAGAAGUAAGUGGUGCGGUGAUACACCCUCUGUCCUACCAGCAGGCAAGAAAUUUCCGCUUCCAUUGUGGUCUUGUAUAUGUCUCAGAACCUGGAUAUAUGCUAUUUAGAGCCGGAGUUCCUCGACAUGCCAUUAUUAAGAAGUUUGCUGGUGAAGAGAUAUCAAAACUUGAAGAUCUAGUCUCUGUUUUAUCAAAGUUGUCUAGGGGUGCUCGAGUGCCUUUAGAAUAUAUAAGCUACACAGAUCGUCAUCGGAGGAAGUCAGUCUUGGUGACUGUUGAUCGCCAUGAAUGGUACUCCCCUCCCCAGAUAUAUACUCGUGAUGACAGUUCAGGUCUAUGGACGGCAAAACCUGCCUUUGAAUCUAAGCCGUUGCUGCUAUCAUCUGGUAUUAAUGGUGAGGCUACUCAUGUGAAACAUAUUCAUCAAGGCAAUAACCAAGAGUUGACUAAUGGAGUUGCUAGUAUGGAUACCAGUUUUGACAAUUCUUCUGCAGAGUCUGGUAUUGGAUCAAAGAAAAGACGAAUAGAAGAUGAUUUAUCUUCUGAUGGUGUUGCUGCUGACUCUUCCUUACAUGAAACUGGGGAAGAUAAGCCAAGUGUCCCAAAUCCCAUUGUAAAUGCCAUUUUGAAAGACUAUCAGGGAGCAACGGUUGCAGCAGCCAAUGCUUCAGUUGCAGAACGUGUGAUAGAGCCUACUCUCGUGAUGUUUGAGGUUCAUGUGCCACCUUCAUGCAUGCUUGACGGAGUCCAUUCACAACAUUUUUUUGGGACUGGUGUCAUUAUAUACCAUUCUCAAAAUAUGGGAUUAGUAGCGGUUGACAAGAACACAGUUGCAAUAUCUGCAUCUGAUGUGAUGUUGUCCUUUGCUGCUUUUCCCAUUGAAAUUCCUGGAGAGGUAGUUUUUCUCCACCCUGUUCACAAUUAUGCUCUUGUUGCAUAUGACCCAACAGCUUUGGGACCUGUUGGUGCCUCUAUGGUUCGUGCUGCUGAGCUACUUCCUGAUCCUGCAUUGCGUCGUGGAGAUUCAGUGUAUCUGGUGGGAUUAAGUAGAAGCUUACAAGCAACAUCUAGAAAAUCAAUUGUGACCAAUCCAUGUGCUGCUCUUAAUAUUGGCUCAGCUGAUUGUCCACGGUACAGAGCAACAAAUAUGGAAGUCAUUGAGCUUGAUACUGAUUUUGGUAGUACAUUCUCUGGUGUACUUACAGAUGAGCAAGGAAGAGUUCAAGCUAUCUGGGGAAGCUUUUCAACACAGUUGAAAUUUGGUUGCAAUUCAUCAGAAGAUCAUCAGUUUGUUAGAGGUAUCCCAAUCUAUACGAUAAGCAAAGUUCUUGACAAAAUCGUUUCUGGUGCUGAUGGGACCCCCCUUCUCAUAAAUGGAGUCAAAAGGUCAAUGCCACUAGUUAGAAUCUUAGAGGUUGAACUUUAUCCUACAUUGCUUUCAAAGGCCCGGAGUUUUGGGUUGAGUGAUGAUUGGAUCCAAGCUCUUGUCAAGAAAGACCCAAUUAGGCGGCAGGUUUUACGUGUCAAAGGUUGUUUGGCUGGAUCAAAAGCUGAAAAUCUAUUAGAACAAGGUGACAUGGUAUUGGCUGUUAAUAAAGAGCCAGUUACUUGCUUCCGAGACAUAGAAAAUGUUUGUCAAGAAUUGGACAGUGAUGACAAUGAUGGGAAAUUAAACUUGACCAUUUUUCGGCAUGGGUGUGAAAUGGAUCUUCUUGUUGGGACUGAUGUUAGAGAUGGGAAUGGGACAUCACGUGCAAUUAAUUGGUGUGGAUGUAUUGUUCAGGAUCCUCAUCCAGCUGUUCGAGCCCUUGGUUUUCUUCCAGAAGAAGGUCAUGGUGUUUAUGUCGCAAGGUGGUGUCAUGGUAGUCCUGUUCACAGAUACGGAUUAUAUGCUCUUCAAUGGAUAGUUGAAGUCAAUGGAAAACCAACUCCUGAUAUAGACGCCUUUGUGAAUGUGACAAAGGAAUUGGAACAUGGGGAGUUUGUUCGUGUAAGGACAGUGCACCUGAAUGGCAAGCCUCGAGUUCUAACGUUGAAGCAGGAUUUGCACUACUGGCCUGCAUGGGAGCUGAGAUUUGACCCAGAGACUGCAAUCUGGCGUCGAAAUAUAAUCAAGGCUUUAGAUUGUAGUAUCAUAUGAAGAGAGCAUUUCAGUUGUGGAAGCAGUCAGCUCUAGAUGCCUGCUUAUGAGACUGAAUUCGCCUCAGGUGAAGCAUGGCUUGACUCGGGCUGUCGGCUUCAGCCUGGGCAGAAAAUGGUUGUCUUGCACAUCUAUUUAUUGGGCGUAAAAAAUCUGGCAGCUAUUUUCAUAUUGUAUCAAAAAUACAAGGAUUGUGAGGUUCAUUUAUAUACUGUAAAAUUACUUCAAUGUGAAUGGCUAUGUUUAAGUAGAUAAAAAUAAACAACAAAAAUCAGAUACUUAUGUUACAAGUAUAAACCCUUACGUUAUUCACAAGGAGAAUGGUCUGUUUCAUUUCUCUUUUGUUCCUCCUUUUUUUUUUUUCCUGUAAAUAAAUUAUUUAAUAUAUG